UCAGGUGAUACAUCUGCACGCAUAAUUGUUUGAGCCAAAACUCAGACCUUUAUUUUAUGAUUUUUCAUUACAUAUUAGCAUAGAAUUCCAUUAUAUCCGUAUCAGGACAAUUAUAUUAGAAAACUUAGAAUUUUCAUGGAUAAGCAUUAUCAUGCGUAUCUAGGCUUUUUGGAGUGCAUUAUUGUUAAUUCUCUUUUUUGCACAUUUCCUUUGAUAAAUCACAUGCUAUAACUUGGGAAAUUUAGGAAAAUCAUAUCUUGCAUAUUAAUAAAUUUAGAUUGCAUCUUCAUAAAAAAAAAAAAAAAAAAAAAAUGUGAAGUGGAACUCUCCUUCGAGUCAUGAAGAGUAUUAUCGCCCCAUUCCUGCAUUUUUUUUUCUUCAUCAGUUUUUUUCUGUUUUUCUUAUUUAGUUUUUCUUCUUGCUCUUUUUCCAUUUAUUAGACUUAUAUUUGAAAAGAUAAAUGGAAAUCUAGACAUAAUUCCAAUUGACAAGUACAACAGAGAUUAAUGAAUGAUUAAUCAUAAUAUGAUUAAAAAUGACAAAAGUUGGACUAAAACUAUAGUUUUGUCAAUUUGAGCAAGAGAACAAUAAUCACUGCUAAUUGUCAAUCACACACACAAAAAAAAAAAAUAAAAAAUGGCAUCCAUGUAACGCGUGGAAAACUACUAGUAAUGUAAAAAAGACAUUCACAUGGGAACGGAAGAGGAGGAUUUGAAAAGUGAAGCGACAAAUCCAAUUUGCAUCUCCGUAAGUCUUAGUCUUCUUCGAUUUUAUUAAAUUUUCUUUCCCAUAAGCUCUUUAUCAGUUAUACUUCACUUUCAUGACAAAAAAGUUCAUGAUACCCAGUGAAGUUUUGGUCUUCCCGAGUUUAUGAUUUUUUUUAUAUGAACAAGUAUAUGAUCGUGGAUACUACAUAUGUAUGGGGAUAAUCUCUAAAUAUUACAGAACAAACACUUGUGAAGAAAAGAAAAAGAAGAAAAAGUUGCAGCAAGAUGGGCGGCAAUAUCUGCUGAAAGUGACUGAUUCACCUAUGGACAUUGGAGGGAUCGUGUUGGGUUCCUUUUUGGCUUCAUCCUUUCAGGUCCUGUUCGACAAGUUGGCUUCUUCCGCAUUAGGUUAUGCACAACAUAAAGGAAUCAGCACUACCUUGCCUAAGGUGUGGAAGGAGAAGCUAUUCAUAAUCAAUGCAGUGUUGGCUGAUGCAGAGGACAAGGAACUUAGUGGUAACCAUCAAGUGAAGCUGUGGCUGGACAAGGUUAAGGACUUGGCCUAUGACAUGGAAGACUUGCUCGAUGAGUUUGAGAUCAAAGCUGCUCACAUUGAGUUAGAGGCAGAAUCCAGCACAAGCAAAGGUUUGGGGAAAUGGAAGUUCUCUUUUUUGGCCAACCACCCUCACUCAUGUCUAAAACCAAGAUACAAGAGAUCAAUGACCGGUUGGAAGAGAUUGUCAUUGGAAAGGUUCAUUUAA
Molecule: messenger RNA, 1468 nt
Organism: Eucalyptus grandis
Lineage: Eukaryota; Viridiplantae; Streptophyta; Magnoliopsida; Myrtales; Myrtaceae
Product: putative disease resistance protein At3g14460
Exons: 2
Coding region: 920-1468 (182 amino acids)
Source: RefSeq, a predicted model, not a curated record